AUGGCAGCGACUCGUCCUAGAAAGGCCGCGGCGGUAGAGGCGACCAAGAAAACAACAAAAACCACCGCCACUUCGAAAACCGCCAAAGCUACCACCACAACUACCACCACUACAGCUGCCAAAGCUACCAAAGCUACUACCGCCACCAAGGCCGCCAACAUCAAGGCCCGAAAUGACAAUGCUGGUGUCGCCACCGUUGCUCCUCACCCGAAAAAGGUGGUCGGCAAGCGCAAGGCUGACGACGAGGAAGAGGAUGAUGCCAAAGCCAAGGGUGUCAAGCGCGUGAAAUCAGAGGCGGCGAAGCCUGCGCCAGACUCAAAACCUGCGGAACAAAGGGCGGCCGCGCCCAAGACUGCGACGGCCCGGAAAGUCAAGCCUAAGGCAGAGAUCAAUCACGCUCCCACUGAAAAGCUGAAUGUCUAUGUUUUUGGCGAAGGUUCUUCUGGAGAACUGGGACUUGGAAGCGCCAAAGGGCAGACGGAAGUCAAGAGACCACGAUACAAUCCCAACCUGAGCCCCGACACGGUCGGAGUGGUUGCUCUGUCAGUCGGAGGGAUGCAUACUGCGGCUCUUACACAUGGCAAUCGGAUCUUGACCUGGGGUGUCAAUGACCAAGGUGCUCUGGGCCGCGACACUAACUGGGAAGGCGGUCUUCGAGACAUCGACGAAGACGCAGGCAGCGAUGACGACGAUUCUGACAGCGGCUCCGAAACCGCCGUCAACCCGAAGGAGUCAACUCCGGGCGAGGUGGACAUGUCUGGCGUUCCCGAAGGAGUGGUCUUUACUCAACUUGCCUGCACCGACAGCGCCACGUUUGCCUUGACUAGCGAGGGUGAAGUCUAUGGAUGGGGUACAUUCCGAUCGAAUGAAGGCAUCUUCGGCUUUGACCCUACGACGUUGAUCCAACUACGACCAAAAUUGAUCAAAGGUCUCAAGAACAUCAUCAAGCUCGCUGCCGGAGCCAACCAUGUCCUCGCCCUCCAGAGCAAUGGGAUCGUGCUUGGCUGGGGAUCGGGCCAGCAGAAUCAACUUGGACGACGGAUUCUGGAACGACGAGCCGCCAACAGUCUGGUGCCGAUGCCGAUCGGUCUACCCAAAAAGAUUGUCCACAUUGGAGCUGGUGCAUACAACUCGUUUGCUGUUCGUGAGAAUGGAGAUGUGCUGUCAUGGGGUCUGAACAACUUUGGUCAAACCGGUAUUCCCAAGGAGUUUGAUGAGACCGGUGCAAGCAAGAGUGCCGACGUUCACCAUCCCAUUGUCAUUGAGACUCUUCACGGCAGAGGCCAGGUCAUCUGCAUUCAAGGUGGAGCUCAUCAUACCGUUGCUGUCACGGACAAGGGCGAGCUUCUGGUAUGGGGUCGACUUGAUGGCAAUCAGUUGGGUAUCAAGGUGUCCGACCUGCCGCAGGAACAUAUCGUGCGAGAUUCUGCAGGUCAUCCUAGGAUUCUUACGGUUCCAGCGCAGAUCCCCAACAUUGACGCUGUUCACGCUGCCGCUGGGUCCGACCAUUGCAUUGCCAUUGACAGAAAGGGAAAGGCAUAUGCCUGGGGUUUCAGCACAACAUACCAGACUGGACUGGGGACUGACGAUGAUGUCGAGGUGGCCACAAUGAUUGACAACACAGCUGUGCGAGACAAGAAAUUGGUUUGGGCCGGUGCCGGUGGGCAGUUUAGCGUUCUUGCAGGGCUUCCCACUCCGGUGGUGAAUGGGGUCGACGGCGGCGCCAAUGGACACGCGUGA
Exophiala dermatitidis NIH/UT8656 is the source of this 1740-nucleotide messenger RNA. RefSeq lists its product as uncharacterized. Gene Ontology annotation, cellular component: cytoplasm. Lineage: Eukaryota; Fungi; Ascomycota; Eurotiomycetes; Chaetothyriales; Herpotrichiellaceae. The record is from RefSeq and is a predicted model, not a curated record. The transcript has a single exon. The coding region runs from base 1 to 1740 and encodes 579 amino acids. Gene Ontology annotation, molecular function: guanyl-nucleotide exchange factor activity.